Messenger RNA from Micropterus dolomieu (smallmouth bass), 4054 nucleotides. RefSeq names its product gastrula zinc finger protein XlCGF57.1-like. Lineage: Eukaryota; Metazoa; Chordata; Actinopteri; Centrarchiformes; Centrarchidae. Bases 223 to 1620 code for a protein of 465 amino acids. Gene Ontology annotation, biological process: negative regulation of transcription by RNA polymerase II; regulation of cytokine production; regulation of immune system process. The record is from RefSeq and is a predicted model, not a curated record. The transcript has 3 exons. Gene Ontology annotation, molecular function: DNA-binding transcription factor activity; RNA polymerase II cis-regulatory region sequence-specific DNA binding.
GCAGCUUCGUUCCGUGAGCGACGUUUCUUCUCUUUAAAACUUGCACUGGAUGAAACAUCAGCUUCACAAUAUCAUAUAAACACAAAAUAUAGUUAGCUUAGCUUCUUAGCUUCAGAUAAACGGACAAGGACGCCGCACAACUACCUGUGAGACUGACUGAUCGAGACCAACGUGUGUUUUCACUGGGUUCAUCCGGAGAAAAGGUGAUUUUAUUGUGUGAAAAUGUCCAAAAAAGUCCAAACGCUGAGAGCUUUUGUCAACCAGCGACUAUGUGCGGCUGCAGAGGAGAUAUUUGGGCUGUUUGAAAGGACGAUAUCAGAGUACGAGGAGGAACUCUGUCGUUCCAAAGAGGAGAACCAGAGACACAGGAAACUACUGGACGCUGUUUUCCAGCCUGAAGUCCGGUUACACAGAGCAGGUGUCCAGCAGCUGGUGGUGAGUAAAGAAGAGGUUCCCCCUGAGCAGCAGCAGUGGAGCCCCAGGCUGGACCAGGAGGACCCACCAGAGACGCCACACAUUAAAGAGGAACAGGAGGAACUCAGGACCAGUCAGGAGGGAGAGCAGCUUCCAGGACUGGAGGAGGCUGAUAUCAUCGCGUUCACAUUCACUCCUGUCCCUGUGAAGAGUGAAGAAGAUGAUGAAGAGAAACCUCAGUCCUCACAGCUUCAUCAAACUGAAGAGAACAGAGAUGCAGAGCAUUUGAAAACAGAAACUGAUAGAGAGGACUGUGGAGGACCAGAACCAGCCAAGAACUUUAAUCCAGAUAGUCCUUUACAACCAGAUACUCAUGGCCAGACUUCACUCCCCUCUGAACCUGAGACUGAUAACAGUUGUGAUUGGGGGGAGACCAGGGAACCUCAGCCAGGUUUAAACCCUCUGCAAAAUAAUGAAGCACCUGUAAGUGAUCAGGAAUGUAACACUGGAGAAACAUCAGUUAGCUCCUCUGAAUGUGCUGCAAGAUUUGGCCAUAAGGAACAUCUGCAGAACCACAAUGGAACCCAAACAGGAGUGAAACCAUUUAGUUGCUCAGUUUGUGGUAAGAAAUACCUCUGGAAGAACUCCUUAAAGAAUCAUAUGAGACUUCAUUUAGAGGGAAAACAUUUCAGCUGCUCAGUCUGCAAAACAAGUUUUAGCGCCAGAAGCAAUUUGUUCACACACAUGCGAAUCCAUACUGGGGAGAAACCAUUUAGUUGUUCAGUUUGUGCUAAACAAUUUUCACGAAAGGAACAUUUGAGACGACACUCGACUGUCCACAAAGGAGAGAAACCAUUUAGUUGUUCAAUUUGUGCUAAAAGAUUUGCGCAAAAGGAAAAUCUAACACGACACUUGACCGUUCACACAGGGGAGAAACCAUUUAGUUGUUCCGUUUGUGGGAAAAAAUUCACACAACAUGGAACUCUGAGACGACACAUGACUGUCCACACAGGAGAGAAACCAUUCAGUUGUUCAGUUUGUGGUAAAAAAUUCUCACUACAUGGAAUUCUGAGACGACACUUAACCAUCCACACAGGGGAGAAACCGUUUAGUUGUUCAGUUUGUGGUAAAAGAUUCGCACGAAAGCCAAAUCUGAGACAACACUCUGCCAUCCACGGAGGGGAGAAAACAUUUAGUUGUAGUUGAAUGAAUAUGAAAUAUUUUAUUCUCGUGUCAUGACUCAUCUCGUAAAUAUUCUGAUACAUUAACUUACAACAUAAACAAUCCAGCAUGUUGACCCACCACUAUCUAACAGUACAAUACCUCCACAUCAUCCAAACAUAGACCUAAACAUAAACCUCCCACAAAUAACACUCCAGGGUCCCUGUUUCAUAAGGCAGGUUUAACAAACCCUGAGCUCCGAGUAGAUUAAACUUGAGAUGUGAAAUAUGAAUGCAUGCCAACGUGGAACAUGAUAUUUAUCCUAAAAACAGGAGUGAAGGAAUGAAUCAUUGUUAACAAUAUUACAUUUUAUUCAGCAUAGCUCAUUCAGCAUAGACUCGAAUUUCCUUAAUGAACAGUAAAGUCCUGUCUUUUCUGUAUGUUAACAUUAGAUUUUUAAAAAUAUUUCUUAAGCUGUAACCUGAUGGGGACAAAGUGCCAGUGGCAAUAACUGAUAAUGAAAAUAUGGAACGGAUAAGACACCGUUUACUCAUUGACCUGUGAUUGUAAAGUCAUAGUCCCGACCUAGUAUUAAUGAUUUUGUUGAUUUGCAUAUGAAACUGCACAUUUUUAGACAUCUUUUUAAUUAAUUUAAUGAAAUACUCUUAAAACUCAUUUCUGCAAAUAAUAUUCAAAAUCUCAUUUUCAAACUAUAUUUAGUGUCAGCUGCACCACAAUCAUCAUGAUCAUCAUCUCCAACAUAAUAACUAUGCUAGGAAUGUUCCUUCAGUGCGACUAAUCACAACAUGACUGAUGAUUGUUCGUUGAUGAGCUUCAUACAGAUUAGUUUAUUUUACACAGUGAUUACUGCAGUGAUGUAGCCCAAGCUAAAUGUUUCAAUGCAACCUGACAGCUGCCUUAAUGUCCACAGAGUGUUAAAAAGGACAGUGUAGCCUAUAGAGGAUGAAUCCAGAGAUCUGUCUCUGUCCUUACAUCGGUGACAGAUUGAGUGAGUAAUGAACUAAUAUCUGAGUGGGAUUUCAAUGUUUCGAAAAACUUCGGCAAAUGAAUCGUUCCGGAUGUGCUUUGAUAUUAACUGUAUGAAUGAGGAAAUUAAAACAGUGUCAGACAGCUGCUUCAGGCUCAGCAGGAGAAGUCAGUCAGAAAAGACACUAAUCACAGAUUCUGUCACCUCUGGGUCUUCCCAUUUUAAUAUUUUGUGGUAAUUGGGCUGUUCCUCGAUUAAUCGAUUAGUUGUUUGGUCUAUAAAAUGUCAGAAAAUAGUGGAAAAUGUUGAUCAUUGUUUCCAUGAAGCCCAAGAAGAUGUCCGUAAAUGUUUUGCCCAUAACUGAGAGGAGAAAAGAAACCAGAAAAUAUUGACUUUUAAAGGAGACCUAUUAUGCUUUUCCACAUUUUAUGAAUUUCUACAAUGUUACAAUGUCAGAUGUUCAUCUUAAACAUGGCCAAAGCUUCAAAUAAUGAGGUUAAAGUUUUUCUGUGAGGAAAAACCUCAGGUUUCCUCCUGUUCUGAACGCUCUGUUUUGAACUGCUUUUUCUACCAACGUCUCCGUUAUAAUACCGUCAUAAUACCGAGCCAGACGGAGCCGCUGUUCCAUAUAUGGUCAUUUGCUCCGCACAGCAACUUCACAGCAACGCUCAGUCUACCUGUUCUGCCCAGCGACAACAGCAGCCUGGUAACAUUCUUCAGGUCUUGGCUAAUCAGAAGACAGUGGGUUUGAGAGGGAGGGGGCCUUAAAGAGACAGGAGCAUCUACAGCAGAGGUCACUAAUAGGCGGACCGCGGCCCCGAUCCGGACCCAGCCCCUGUCGUCUCCGGACCACCGACCAACAGCAGAUUUAUUAUUGAGACUUACUACCUCGUGACGGAGCGUUUCUAUUUUAACCGGCACAGCUUUUCUAGCAUUUACUGUACUGGUUUAGCGGCCCAGGAAACUCACACACCAAUCGCGUGUGCUCCAAUCGUCUCAUGUGACGCUGCUCAGCCAGUCAAAUCUGUGCAUUCCGAUGUUUGCGAGUCGAGUCCGCCAGAUUCACCGGAGAUGUUCUGGAAACGCACACGAAUUGAGGAGACGAAAGGCUGGGCUUAAAGGCUUAAAAUGGCUUUUAAUCAAGAAUGUACAGAGUUUUACAUGUACGUUCCUCCCACGGGCAGUUCAAAACCAGAAUAUCUCAUAGAUCUCCAGUCCAGCUGGCAGGACAAACUAGAGCUCACGUUUCUCACUGAACAAGAGAAAGUUGGAAAGUGGUAGCUAUGUAAGAGGGAAUGAAAGAGAAGGAGGCCUUACAGCUGUUCAGUUAAGAUGUGUUGAGUGUUUAUAUGUCAUUAUUUCUAAAAAUUCGGCUCUUUAUUUUAGUUAAAUUUAGAAUUAUUUAUUAGAGUAGUUAUUAUUUAUCAUCUCUCCGGUUUGAUGUGAAAACUGGAAAUAUUAUUUGAUUUGACAGUCCGUUGUUGACUAAAU